AUGGGAGCCCCUCCAUUGCGCCUUCUUGUCCUCGUCGUGCUGCUAGUGCUGAUCUGUGGUAAGAAUCUCUUUCUCUCUCUGCCUGUCUGUCCGUCUCUCUCUCUAUCUCUCAUUCUCCCUCUCUCCCCCUCCUUCUGUCUCUGUCUGUCUCUCGCUCUCCUCCUCCCCCCCUCUCUCUAAAUUUCUAUGCCCGUCUCUUUCAACCGAAGGGGUCUCCAAAACUGAGCAGCUUCUCAUUUAUGAAAACAGAAGAGGUCCCUGGUGGCGCUGAGGGGAGGCUGUGCGAGUCGCAGAGCCACCGGUUCAAGGGGACCUGCACCAACGACCGGAACUGCGCUCUGGUUUGCCACUCGGAGGGCUUCCCCGGCGGCCACUGCCGGGGCUUCUGGCGCAAGUGCUACUGCACAAGGCCCUGCUAG
Molecule: messenger RNA, 419 nt
Organism: Spirodela intermedia
Lineage: Eukaryota; Viridiplantae; Streptophyta; Magnoliopsida; Alismatales; Araceae
Source: the annotation of a GenBank genome assembly